Messenger RNA from Seriola aureovittata, 2475 nucleotides. Its product is annotated as torsin-1A-like. Gene Ontology annotation, cellular component: nuclear envelope; endoplasmic reticulum lumen; endoplasmic reticulum. The record is from RefSeq and is a predicted model, not a curated record. Bases 513 to 1526 code for a protein of 337 amino acids. NCBI's taxonomy places the organism in Eukaryota, Metazoa, Chordata, Actinopteri, Carangiformes, Carangidae. Gene Ontology annotation, molecular function: ATP binding; ATP hydrolysis activity; kinesin binding. The transcript is spliced from 5 exons. Gene Ontology annotation, biological process: protein localization to nucleus; nuclear membrane organization.
UUUAACAUUGUUGUUGCUUUCCAACACUGGACACUGAUCUUGGAAAGUUUGAUACUGAGCUCAAAAUGUUUCCUCUAGACUGGUAAAUAAAGAGCUGUUCAUGCUAACGCUAGAUGUAGCAAUAGUAAAGCUUACAAAUAGCUCAUUUAAACAGAAAAUUAGCUCAAAAUUGAAUUACCUUUGGAAACUAGAGUAUUGUGUAAUGAAUUUGAUUUGUAAUUCAUGUAAUUAAACUAUGUUUGUUUUUAUGUAUCAUAAUCUGUGCACUAACUCCUGCACACAUUGCGCCGUUGUCUUGGUGGUAAAGUCAGUUCCAUAGUGUAAAUAAAGUUUAUUUAAAAAAAGAAAAAAAAAAAAUCUAAAUUAAAGACCGCGGCACCUCCACCUCCAGCUGUAAUUAGUGACUCCACCACCAGCUGUUGACUCGCCCUCCAGCUGUGUUUACUCACUCCGCCUCACCAAGCUGUUAGACACUUUACUUUUUCUUAACUUAUAAGAAACACUUGCACGAGAUGAAACCGAGGAAGCAACAUGUUCUGCUGCUGUGGAUGUUGGUCUGCUCCGGAGGGGCCGAGGCGUCAGAGUACGUCGGCGCCGCAGCUGUGGUCGGCGUUGUUGCGACUCUGGCUGGAGUUGUAUAUAGGUGCCAGAACAUUUACUGCUAUUAUGAGUGCUGUGGACGCCAGUGGAUUUCUUUCAAUUGGCAAGGAUUUGCGGAUGACCUCGACCUCAAACUGUUUGGACAGCACAUCGCAGCACACAGCAUCUUAAAAGCUGUGGAAGGAUUCAUGAGCAAUGCAAACCCCAAGAAGCCUCUGGUGCUCUCUCUGCAUGGAUGGACCGGCACAGGGAAGAACUUUGCUAGUCAGCUGAUUGCUGAAAACAUUUACAAGGAGGGAAUUAAGAGCAGAUUUUUUCAUGUUUUCUCAGCCACACAUCACUUCCCACAUCCAAAACAACAUCUUCAAACUUACAAGCAUCAGUUAAAGCAGUGGCUCAAAGAGGGCAUCGCCGACUGUGAACGCUCCAUGUUCAUUUUUGAUGAGGUGGAUAAGAUGGAUCCUAAAUUGAUGGACAGCAUUAAGCCAUACCUGGACUACUAUGACAAGCUGGAUGGAGUUUCUUAUCAGAAAGCCAUCUUCAUCUUCCUCAGCAAUGAAGGGGGAGACGUCAUCGCUCAGACAGCUUUAGAUUUCAAGAAAGCAGGACGAAGACGGGAGGAUAUCAAGCUCGUAGACCUGGAAACACCGCUUUCUCGAUCACUGUUCGACAACACCCAAAGUGGCUUUUUUCGUUCAAGUUUGAUUUCGAAGAAAAUGGUGGACUACUUCAUCCCGUUCCUGCCUCUGGAGUACAACCACGUCAUCCAGUGUGUCAAGGCUGAGAUGAAAACCAGAGGAAUUUUGCCAAACCCGGAUGUGGCAGAGAGACUGGCCAAAGACUUAGUCUAUUUCCCCAAAUCUGAAAGAAUCUUCUCUACCAUUGGCUGCAAGACGGUAGACAAAAAGUUGCACUUCUACCUUUAAUAUCAAAAUCGGAAGGAUGCUACGUUCGAUCACAAUGUGCACUUUUUUUACAAAGAAAACCUGACUGAACUCUUCAGAUGGCUCUCUGGAGGUUUUUUUGUCUGACCUCGGGGCCAUGAAGAGGGUCAGCACCAAUGUUUCCUCUCGCUUACACUGAAUGAAUGAGCUGAUGAAAGCGCUCAGCGCUAAUUGAAUGAAGAAAUAAUAAGAUUGGAAUAUUAUCCUUUGUAACUGAAUACGGGGUUUGAUCUUUGCUAUUAUGUCAGAAUGAAAGUUUCAAAGAUGGUGCUUUUUUUCCUAUGAGAUUCUUAAUGAAUGCGUCUUGAAACUACGACAGGUCACUGAAUUAGUUUUUUAAUCUGUUGAAGAAAAGUUGCAACUUUUCUGUGAAUCAAUGUGGUUGCUAUAGUUGUUCUGCUGUUUCAUUUUUCAUAUUAUGUUUAACAAAUGUGUUGCUGUGAACAAUGAAUGAAUUGGUGUGAUAACAAUCUAUGAGUUGGCUUUAUGGAACAGCUUAAUCCAUAUUUACUUUAUUAGGAUCAUUCAGCCCAAUUUUCACAAUAAUUCCUGUGUUCAAUAAUUUCAGUUUUCAGUGACAAAACUGACUCAACUGCUUAACUGUUUAUUAUUAUGUGGAAUAUUUUAGUAGUGAGCAAAGACAGGGACAAAAGCAUUAUCUGGUGUCAUAUCAAGUUUAUUUAUAUCAAGUUUAACACAGUAAUCACCUCAUUUUAUUUUCCUCUGAACGUCCAAACACUGUUGUGUUGCAUCCGCGAUCUUCCUGAAAAUCCCAUGAUUUUAAGCCCCUUGCAUGUUGCAGCUUUGUGUUCUUUGUGGUAAUUAAGAGUUACCAGGCACAGUCCGUAUAAAGGUUGAGAGUCUUAUACCAGCAGGACUGCAUUAAUGCAGCCAUCAUUUUCUGGGUUAUUUGUCACCUGGGCAUAUUUAC